Petromyzon marinus (sea lamprey) is the source of this 1228-nucleotide messenger RNA. RefSeq names its product core-binding factor subunit beta (gene CBFB). Lineage: Eukaryota; Metazoa; Chordata; Hyperoartia; Petromyzontiformes; Petromyzontidae. Gene Ontology annotation, biological process: regulation of transcription by RNA polymerase II. Gene Ontology annotation, molecular function: sequence-specific DNA binding; transcription coactivator activity. Gene Ontology annotation, cellular component: core-binding factor complex; nucleus. The record is from RefSeq and is a predicted model, not a curated record.
UCCCCAGCACGAGUUGGUAUCGCCCGCGUUAUGAAUGGUGAAACUUUUCGCGUUGAGAGCGCGCGGUUGUUGCGGGGGGUGGGGGCAGCCGCUCCGACUGCACUCGCGCGGCGUGAAUUUAACCAAUUAAGCAAUUAACAGCGUCGCUUGUUGCUGUUUUUUGUAGCUGCGGCGGUGGUAGUUGUGGUUGGUGGUGGUGCUAGCGGAGAGGCAGUGGAGACGAGGAGGAGGAGGAGGUGGAGGCAAGGAGGAGAGCUUGCGCUCGGCGUCAAGAUGCCGCGCGUGGUUCCCGAUCAGCGGAGCAAGUUCGACAAUGAGGAGUUCUUCAGGAAGCUGAGCCGCGAGUGCGAGGUCAAGUACACCGGUUACCGGGACCGGCCCCAGGAGGAGCGGCAGAUGCGCUUCCAGAGUGCGUGCCGAGAGGGUCGCUCAGACCUGGCGUUUGUCGCCACAGGCACGAACCUGUCGCUGCAGUUCCUGCCGCCCACCUUCCACACGGAGGGACAGCGGCCGGCGCCCACGCGCGAUUACGUGGACUUUGAGAGGGAGCAAGGAAAGGUUCACCUGAAGGCGCCUAUGAUCCUGAACGGUGUGUGCGUGAUCUGGAGGGGCUGGGUGGACCUGCAGAGGUUGGACGGCAUGGCCUGCUUGGAGUUUGACGAGGAGAGGGCACGGGAGGACCUGUUGGCCCAGCAGGCGUUUGAGGAGGCUCGCAGGCGAGCGCGGGACUUUGAGGACCGGGAGAGGGUGCACCGCGAGGAUCUGGAGGGGAGGAGACACCCGGACACGAGUCCCAACUCUGGAGGCAUGAACAGCGCAGACGAACUCAAGCUCCGCUAAACGAAACCAAGAACCCCGAUAAAUAUCACUGCCUGAAUAAAAAACGGAAAACUUACAAAAAAAGUGUUUUAUGGAGUUCGAAAGGAGAGCCAAAAAAGCUAACGAAAAUUGCGUUGGAUUCUUUUAACUUUUUAAACAAGAUGCCCUCUAUUGCUUCCUUUAUAUUCCUCUUCUAACGAUAAAAAUAUAAUUUCGCGAAUAUAGAGAAACAGCGUUUAAGCAGCUGGUGGCGGGCAUCUGGGCUUGGCCCACUAGCCGUCAUCGUAUGGAGAAACCUUCCGUGGGGCAGCUGCUCGACGUUUUGCCCGCUGCGUUCAUCACACAGGGACAGGAAUAAACUUGUGCACGAGGGGGAGUCAUCUGAUAGAUGCAUUGGCUUUUAUUUCUU